ACCAAGAAGCUUUACUGUGAAUGUGGCAUGUGUGGAUCUCCCAUCUCUAUAACUCUGGGUAAUCAGACUGUGGGUCAUCAUCAUUAGCUGAAGUCAUGGCCUGCAUGAAGCCAUGUUUACUUAACCAGGACACAGCAGAUCCUCUCACCAUCCCGCAACACAACUUCACUGUCUACAAACACAGGUACAGGUGGCAAAAGCGGAUAUUGCAGAUUGAUUUUCAAACACAGAUGAUUUACAAUAUAGAGAAGGGAACAGUCAGGAAACAUUUCCCCUUCAACCAGAUCAAGUCUUGUAAGGAUAAUGAUGGUCUGAGAUUUGUUAUUUCAUUCCAUGGACACCAGGACUAUGAACUGGAAGCAACUUGCUUGGAAGAUAAACAAAAUAUAUUUAAGAUUAUGAGCACGAUUUUACAGAGCAAUAGCCAGAUGUCUACAUUAAGGUCAUUUGCCAAAAAACAUGCCACUUCCGAAGUGAUCCUUGAAGGACUCUUAGAACUUUAUGAUGAUCAAGCCGACAAAUGGGUGAAAUAUCUGGUAAAUGUGAAGAGAGAUAAACUUGUAUUAUACUGCUCACAACAAGUGGAACCUGAAAAAAGUUGUCUCAACCUUUCAGACUGCUCAGUGUCUGCUGAAACACAUAAUGAUCUGCCCACAUUCUCAAUCCAAAGCAAUGUAAACAAGUACAUAUUUCGUAUACCAUUAAACAUACAAACCAGACAUUCUGAAGAAAGUAUAACCAUGAGAGAUGACUGGGUAUCUGUUCUGCAAGAAUUCUGUUUGCAGAGUCUACUAAGUCCUUCACUGGAAGGUGGACAACAUACCAUUGAAGGCUUACAAUGUACUCAGAUGGAUCCACACGAUGGUCACAAAGCCUUUACUGCAGAUAAUAAGACAGAAAAUAGUCUCAAUAUAUAUGAGAAAUUAUGUACUCCAAACCCAAGUCCACAGAUUUCAGAUGAUACCAGUUCAGAGACAGAAAAUACAAAAACUAGUGCCAGCAAUGCAGCUUCUUUCCAAGACCAAGUUCCUGUGUUUAUGCCUCCGCCACCCUUGCCAAUCCAUUUACGGACAACGACAUCUAACACACCUAGCAAAACAAAAGCAUUUCACUGGAAUAUUGUACCUCAGGAAAAGAUCAGUAAAUCCAUGUGGGCACAGAACUCUACUCAGAAGAAAAUUGAUGCCCAAAGAAUUUUGCAUCAAUUCCAGUUUAUCGAUGUAUCAGCAGUUUCAGAAUCUGAUAUUUCAAAGGAAUCAAAUAUUCUUUUAGAUAAGAAAAUUGCACAUAAUUUUAAUAUAGUUCUGAAAAGUUUUAAUGUAAAACCUGAACAGUUGAAAGAGAAGUUAUUAAUUAUAAGAGAAUGUGAUGGCGGGUUAUCUGAUAAACAUCUUACAGACCUAAGAAGAUAUGUCCCAACUAUAAAAGAUAUAAAAAUGUAUCUAAAUUAUAAAGGGUGUCCAUCAGAAUUACACAUUGUGGAUCAGUUCAUGCUGCAGAUGUGUAAAAUCCCUGAUUUGUGCCCCAGGCUCGACACUUUACUUGCAAUACGAGAGCUGCCUAUGUAUAUGAAAGACUUGCAUCCUCUCCUGUGCCAAAUGAUCAAAGCAUGUAACCAGCUGCUGAAUAGCCGAGCUUUCCUGGCAGUACUGAGCUACAUCUUGGCUAUGGGCAACUGUCUAAAUGAAAAUGCCGGCAGAGGUAAAGCCAAAGGGUUCCAGCUGUCUUCUCUCACAAAAAUGUCCCAGCUUGUGAGUAAGGAGAAACGGUUCACCUUCUUGCAUGCCCUUGUGGAGCAGAUCAUAUUGCAGGAGCCUGAUUUGGCAAAAUUUUCUCAGGAGUUGACAGAAUUUGAAGCGGUUCCUGGUGCUUCCAUCAAAGGUCUGAACGCGGAGGUAGAUGUUUUAUGCAAGCAGUUAGAAACUAUUAACCAGUAUCGGAAAUCUUUCAAGGCUAAAUAUCAUAAGAAUUCUGCGAGAGAAGACCAGUUCUUGAAAGACCUAAAGGAUAUUGUUGAGCAGUAUGGAACACUGCAUGCCGAUUUGGCAAAGAAAACCAAUGAAAUGAAGAGACUCUACUCUGAAGUUUUGCAAAUGUUUGGAGAAGCAGAGGACCAAGAUUCUCAGGAGCUUUUUGGGUCUAUUUCUACAUUCAUAAAGGAGUUUCAGAAUGCCUACAUGGACAUAAGACCUUCUCAGUGAUGACUUUUCUCAAUAUCGCUUCUGACAGAUCCUGAACACAUACAAUACUUUGCUGGUCUACAACAGUUUCUCACUUCUAAGCAAUUGUACAGGAUUUGAUGUGACAUUAAUACAAUACUCUAUAAGUUUCGUUUUCUAUAAAUGCUUUUAUUUGUUUCACAAGGUUCUUAAAACUACUGCUUUUAACUAUAAAUGUCUUAUAAGACACAAAUGCAGAUUCCAAACUUCUAAUCACCCAGUCACAUUCUGGUAUGAUGCUGGAUUAGAGUUAUGCCAGUCUGCAUAAAAUAAAAUACACUUAUUGUCUCUGUGCAUGCACAGAAAACAGAGAGCAGGGAUUGCCAAAGGAGGGAUUAUUCUAACACUGGCCAAGUAAUGAAUGUUUUUUUUUUACAGAUCUGAUAAAAGCAUAGAUAAAGCUUUUGACCUUACCCUUACUUUUAAUAGAGCAUUCUCAAUUUGUUCUCAAAUUCAGGAUGCAGUUAGCAUCCCAGCAACUGGGAUGCCAGCAGUAGAUAUCCCGGCACCAAAAUCCUGAUCUGCGGCAAGAGCAUCGACACCGGAAUACUGACAUCGCUGUCAAUGGCGAUUCUGGAAUGCGGACUGCCGGCAUCCUGAUCAUAAGUAUGCGAGGGCAGGUUAAGGUUAGGCUGCUGGGUGGGGGAGGUAAA
Pseudophryne corroboree (corroboree frog) is the source of this 2872-nucleotide messenger RNA. RefSeq names its product formin-I-like. The coding region runs from base 96 to 2201 and encodes 701 amino acids. Lineage: Eukaryota; Metazoa; Chordata; Amphibia; Anura; Myobatrachidae. The transcript is spliced from 16 exons. The record is from RefSeq and is a predicted model, not a curated record.